CUACGCGUUUGUUUGUGACAUUUUCGGCCGAAUCCCAGGCGCAUCUAAAAGUUCGAAAAUAAUUGGCUGUUCAAAGAGAAAUUCGUGAUUAAUCAGAUGCGCCUGCCGCUGCAAGAGUGCAUAUCAUUCGCUACAGUUUGUGCUUCCCUUGCUUCAUAAACUAUAGGAAAACGAAGAAAUGCUGUCUGAAAGCUGAAAAGCGCAGUUGCGAGAAUUGCAAUAGAACUGGAAGAAUUUUUCAAGCUGAUAAGAUUUUGAUGAAGGCUGUGGCAAUAUGUCUAUUGCAAAUCAACAUAUUGUAACCAAUCCUUGUCUCGAUGCUAAUGUAUCGCUUGGAAUAGACGAAGCAUGUUUCAGUAUCGUUAAUGAAUAUCAUACGCCUAUCGUAUUAUAUUCCUAUCCAUCAGAAUGCUACUUGUGCAAGAGUGUACUACAGGGUUACUUACCAGAGCAAAAAAAUACCACAUUAGUUAUACCUACAAAAUAUCCUCUGCAUAUAUUCUACGAAGAUGCACAACUGUCACAAUUUUGUCACACUACAUACAACUUUAAAGAACAUGGAAGUUAUGGAUGGAAUAUUUCUAAAGAGCAACCAUGCUCUGAAAUUUACACGAUCCAUGAGCCAGUAAAUAGUUAUCUUCCAAUAUUUGCAGCUUUCAUGGUAUAUGUCCUGUUAAUGAUUUUAUGCGCAACUUUUAAAAUUAUUAUACGUGUGAUAAAAGGAAAAUUGUCUCCAGAUAAUGUACACGAUGACUUGGACAGACUUCAAGAAGCAGAAACAUCAAAUCCAAUUAUUGGGACAAACAGAUCUAGUACUAGAAUUCGUUCAGUUGAUACAUUCCGAGGGAUUGCUAUAUUAUUAAUGAUAUUUGUCAAUAAUCAUGGUGGCGAAUAUGUGUUUUUCAAUCACAGUAUGUGGAAUGGUUUGACAGUGGCAGAUUUAGUACUACCUUGGUUUGCGUGGAUUAUGGGAUUAUCGAUUACUAUAUCAAAACGAUCUGAGUUUCGUGUAUCGAGCUCACGUAAAAAAAUUAUUUUGCGUUGCCUGCAGCGCGCGUUUAUCCUCGUACUCCUCGGACUGAUGUUAAACUCGAUUCAUUCAAAAUCGCUAAAGGAUCUUCGUUUUCCGGGUGUCCUUCAAUUGUUGGCUAUAUCGUAUUUCAUAUGUGCCACAAUCGAGACUAUAUUUAUGAAGAUACAUUCUCAGGACGAUUUAUUACAGUUUGGUCGGUUCACUAUUCUGCGAGAUAUCCUGAGUAAUUGGGCGCAAUGGUUGAUCAUUUUGGCAAUUGUAGCGACGCAUACUCUAAUCACGUUUCUCCUGCCUGUUCCAAACUGUCCAAGAGGAUAUUUAGGGCCUGGUGGUUAUUCCCAUUUUGGACAAUUUCAAAACUGUACUGGAGGUGCAGUUGGUUAUAUAGAUAGACUUGUCUUUGGAAGUCAUAUGUAUUCCAAAACACAUAAUCCUGUAUAUGGUACUAUCUUACCUCACGAUCCUGAAGGUAUAAUGAACACUAUGUCUAUAAUACUUGUUGUAUACUUGGGUGUCCAUGCCGGAAAAAUCUUAUUACUCUACUACCAAUGCAAUGCUAGGGUAGUACGCUGGUUAUUAUGGUCAGGUGUUACGGGUAUUAUUGCUGGAGUAUUAUGUAAUUUUGAUAAAGAAUCUGGAGUGAUACCAGUCAGUAAGAAAAUGAUGUCACUUUCAUUUGUUUUGACUGUAUCGUGUUUUGCAUUUUUAUUAUAUACAAUCUUACAUUUCUUUGUCGAUUAUAAACAAUAUUGGAGUGGAGCACCAUUUAUUUAUGCAGGUUUAAAUCCGAUUACUCUCUAUAUCGGUCAUACUAUUACCAUGGGAUUAUUCCCAUGGGCUUGGAAAUUGAUGCAUCCUACACAUUGGUCAGUCCUUGCUAUGAAUUUAUGGACUACAACUUUGUGGGGUAUUAUCGCAUAUUGGCUUUAUUGGAAGGACAUUAUUAUAUCCAUUUAAAGCUAUUAAAAAUAAAGUUAUUAAAAAUUGAUUCAUAAAGUAACAUAGAUCCGUAAAGGUUUAAGUAAAUUAUUGAAGGUUGUUAUACUUUGUGUGAAUAUACAUGCUUAUAGAAUUAUGUGAAUAAUGAAGCAAAUAUUCAAAGUUAUGUGAUAAAAAAAAAAUGACAAAACAAAAAGAGAAGAUAGCUUUAUUGCAUAGACCAGCAUUAUAUAUAUAAUCAUUGCUCAUUAACAAAUUUUGUAAAAUAAUAUAAUAAUUUUGAAAA
Messenger RNA from Formica exsecta, 2258 nucleotides. RefSeq names its product heparan-alpha-glucosaminide N-acetyltransferase-like. Bases 275 to 1990 code for a protein of 571 amino acids. NCBI's taxonomy places the organism in Eukaryota, Metazoa, Arthropoda, Insecta, Hymenoptera, Formicidae. The transcript has 12 exons. The record is from RefSeq and is a predicted model, not a curated record.